AUGAUGGCAGACACCCUGGAGAAGCGGAGACCCAUCAGCGCUGCUCUGCGGAAGAGGAGUCGCACCACACAUCCGCGGAAGAGCGCUCAAACCCGGGUGCGACUGGAGCAAGUGUUUGGCUUCACCGUCUCUUCCCUGUCCUCGUCCUCUGGGAUCCUGGCCUAUCCAGCGGGGUGUGUGCUGGUGCUGUUGGACCCCAUCACUAACAAACAGAACCACAUCCUCAACUCGGCCAGGAAGUCCUUCAGUGCUCUGAGUUUCUCUCAUGAUGGAAAGCUGCUGGUGACAGGAGAAAGUGGCCACCUGCCCUGUGUGCGUGUGUUUGACCUGCAGGGGGCGCUGAAGGCGGAGGUGCAGACUCAUAAAUACGGAGUGUCCUGUGUCUGCUUCAGCCGCUCGGACGUCUACGUGGUCUCAGUGGGGUUUCAGCACGACAUGAAAGUCUGCGUGUGGGACUGGAGGAGAAACGUGGUCGUUGCCUCUAACAAAGUGUCCAGUCGAGUCUCUGCUGUUUCUUUCUCUGACGAUGGAAGCUUCUUUGUCACCGCGGGAACCAGACAUCUGAAGUUCUGGUACCUAAACCAGUCUGCUCACAACCGGGUCAGUACGAGACCGGGAGAGCGAGACCGGGAGAGCGAGACCGGGAGAGCGAGACCGGGAGAGCGAGACCGGGAGAGCGAGACCGGGAGAGCGAGACCGGGAGAGCGAGACCGGGAGAGCGAGACCGGGAGAGCGAGACCGGGAGAGCGAGACCGGGAGAGCGAGACCGGGAGAGCGAGACCGGGAGAGCGAGACCGGGAGAGCGAGACCGGGAGAGCGGGAGAGGGAGACCGAGCGGGAGAGGGAGAGGGAGAGGGAGACCGAGCGGGAGAGGGAGAGGGGGAGAGGGAGAGGGAGAGCGAGACCGGGAGAGCGAGAGCUAGACCGGGAGAGCGAGACCGGGAGAGGGAGAGCGAGACCGGGAGAGGGAGAGGGAGAGGGAGAGCGAGACCGGGAGAGGGAGAGCGAGACCGGGAGAGGGAGAGGGAGAGCGAGACCGGGAGAGCGAGAGCGAGACCGGGAGAGCGAGACCGGGAGAGCGAGAGCGAGACCGGGAGAGCGAGACCGGGAGAGCGAGAGCGAGACCGGGAGAGCGAGAGCGAGACCGGGAGAGCGAGAGCGAGACCGGGAGAGCGAGACCGGGAGAGCGAGACCGGGAGAGCGAGAGCGAGACCGGGAGAGCGAGAGCGAGAGCGAGAGCGAGACCGCGAGAGCGAGACCGGGAGAGCGAGAGCGAGAGCGAGACCGGGAGAGCGAGAGCGAGAGCGAGACCGGGAGAGCGAGAGCGAGACCGGGAGAGCGAGAGCGAGACCGGGAGAGCGAGACCGGGAGAGCGAGAGCGAGACCGGGAGAGCGAGACCGGGAGAGCGAGAGCGAGACCGGGAGAGCGAGACCGGGAGAGCGAGACCGGGAGAGCGAGACCGGGAGAGCGAGACCGGGAGAGCGAGAGCGAGACCGGGAGAGCGAGAGCGAGACCGGGAGAGCGAGAGCGAGACCGGGAGAGCGAGAGCGAGACCGGGAGAGCGAGAGCGAGACCGGGAGAGCGAGAGCGAGACCGGGAGAGCGAGAGCGAGACCGGGAGAGCGAGAGCGAGACCGGGAGAGCGAGAGCGAGACCGGGAGAGCGAGAGCGAGACCGGGAGAGCGAGAGCGAGACCGGGAGAGCGAGAGCGAGACCGGGAGAGCGAGAGCGAGACCGGGAGAGCGAGACCGGGAGAGCGAGACCGGGAGAGCGAGAGCGAGACCGGGAGAGCGGGAGAGCGAGAGGGAGAGCGAGAGCGGGAGAGCGAGAGAGCGAGAGCGAGAGAGCGAGAGCGGGAGAGCGAGAGCGGGAGAGCGAGAGAGCGAGAGCGGGAGAGCGAGACCGGGAGAGCGAGAGCGGGAGAGGGCGAGAGCGGGAGAGCGAGAGCGGGAGAGCGAGAGAGCGAGAGCGGGAGAGCGAGAGCGGGAGAGCGAGACCGGGAGAGCGAGAGCGGGAGAGGGCGAGAGCGGGAGAGCGAGAGCGGGAGAGCGAGAGAGAGAGCGGGAGAGCGGGAGAGCGAGAGCGAGAGCGGGAGAGCGAGAGAGCGGGAGAGCGAGAGAGCGAGAGCGGGAGAGCGAGAGCGGGCGAGAGCGGGAGAGCGAGACCGGGAGAGCGAGAGCGGGAGAGCGAGAGCGGGAGAGCGAGAGCGGGAGAGCGGGAGAGCGAGAGCGGGAGAGCGAGAGCGGGAGAGCGAGAGCGGGAGAGAGCGAGAGCGGGAGAGCGAGAGCGGGAGAGCGAGACCGGGAGAGCGAGACCGGGAGAGCGAGAGCGGGAGAGCGAGAGCGGGAGAGCGAGAGCGGGAGAGCGAGAGCGAGACCGGGAGAGCGAGACCGGGAGAGCGGGAGAGCGAGAGAGCGAGACCGGGAGAGCGAGAGCGGGAGAGAGCGGGAGAGCGAGACCGGGAGAGCGAGACCGGGAGAGCGAGAGCGAGAGAGCGAGACCGGGAGAGCGAGAGCGGGAGAGAGCGAGACCGGGAGAGCGAGAGCGGGAGAGAGCGAGACCGGGAGAGCGAGACCGGGAGAGCGAGAGCGGGAGAGCGAGAGAGGGAGAGCGAGAGCGAGACCGGGAGAGCGAGACCGGGAGAGCGAGACCGGGAGAGCGAGAGCGAGACCGGGAGAGCGAGACCGGGAGAGCGAGACCGGGAGAGCGAGACCGGGAGAGCGAGACCGGGAGAGCGAGACCGGGAGAGCGAGAGCGGGAGAGCGGGAGAGCGAGAGCGGGAGAGCGAGAGCGCGAGAGCGAGAGAGCGAGAGCGAGAGAGCGAGAGCGAGACCGGGAGAGCGAGACCGGGAGAGCGAGACCGCGAGAGCGGGAGAGCGAGAGAGCGAGAGCGAGACCGGGAGAGCGAGACCGGGAGAGCGAGACCGGGAGAGCGAGAGCGAGACCGGGAGAGCGAGAGCGAGACCGGGAGAGCGAGACCGGGAGAGCGAGACCGGGAGAGCGAGAGCGAGACCGGGAGAGCGAGACCGGGAGAGCGAGACCCGGAGAGCGAGACCCGGGGAGCGAGAGCGAGACCGGGAGAGCGAGACCGGGAGAGCGAGACCCGGGGAGCGAGACCGGGAGAGCGAGAGCGAGACCGGGAGAGCGAGACCGGGAGAGCGAGACCGGGAGAGCGAGACCGGGAGAGCGAGACCGAGACCGCGAGAGCGAGACCGGGAGAGCGAGACCGGGAGAGCGAGAGCGGGAGAGCGGGAGAGCGAGAGCGGGAGAGCGAGAGCGAGACCGGGAGAGCGAGACCGGGAGAGCGAGACCGGGAGAGCGAGAGCGAGACCGGGAGAGCGAGACCGGGAGAGCGAGACCGGGAGAGCGAGAGCGAGACCGGGAGAGCGAGACGGCGGAGAGCGAGACCGGGAGAGCGAGACCGGGAGAGCGAGACGGGAGAGCGAGACCGGGAGAGCGAGACGAGAGCGAGACCGGGAGAGCGAGACCGGGAGAGCGAGACCGGGAGAGCGAGACCGGGAGAGCGAGACCGAGAGAGCGAGACCGGGAGAGCGAGAGCGGGAGAGCGGGAGAGCGAGAGCGGGAGAGCGGGAGAGCGAGACCGGGAGAGCGAGACCGGGAGAGCGAGAGCGGGAGAGCGAGAGCGGGAGAGCGAGAGCGAGACCGGGAGAGCGAGACCGGGAGAGCGAGACCGGGAGAGCGAGACCGGGAGAGCGAGAGCGAGACCGGGAGAGCGAGACCGGGAGAGCGAGACCGGGAGAGCGAGAGAGCGAGAGCGAGACCGGGAGAGCGAGAGAGCGAGAGAGCGAGAGCGAGACCGGGAGAGCGAGACCGGGAGAGCGAGAGCGGGAGAGCGAGAGCGGGAGAGCGAGAGCGGGAGAGCGAGACCGGGAGAGCGAGAGCGAGACCGGGAGAGCGAGACCGGGAGAGCGAGACCGGGAGAGCGAGACCGGGAGAGCGAGACCGGGAGAGCGAGACCGGGAGAGCGAGACCGGGAGAGCGAGACCGGGAGAGCGAGACCGGGAGAGCGAGACCGGGAGAGCGAGAGCGGGAGAGGGAGAGCGAGACCGGGAGAGCGAGCGGGAGAGGGAGAGCGAGACCGGGAGAGCGAGACCGGGAGAGCGGGGGACCCGGGGAGCGGGACCCGGGGAGCGGGACCCGGGGAGCGGGACCCGGGGAGCGGGACCGGGACGUGUGAACAGCACGGUUCCUCUGACUGGCCGGUCAGCGUUGCUAGGAGACCAUAAGAACUGUGUGUUUGUGGCAGUGGCGUGUGGAAGGGGUGGAGCUUCUGGAAUCACUUUCUGUCUGACCAGCUCUGGUCUGCUCUGUGUCUUCAAUCACCAGAGGAACCUGCAGGCCUGGGUCCAUCUGAAGGUGUCCUCGUCCUUCUCCCUCGUGUCCUCAGAGGACAGGAUUUUCUGUGGUUGCUCUGAAGGCCUGGUCAGAGUCUUCUCUCCUGACCUCGCAUACAUCACCACCGUGCAGCGCCAGGGGGCGGAGCUUCCGGAUACGCUGGCUCUGACCUUUGACCCUGAGACACGCCUCCUCAGUGCAGUCUACAGCGACCACAGCAUCAGCACCCACCGUAUGGACCAGGACCAAGACCAAGACCAGGACCAAGACCAGGUCUUUUAUGUCCAGUACCACCGCAGCUGUGUGUGGGGACUAGAGAUGUUCCCAGACCUGGAUGUUUCAGACCCAUGUUCCUCUCGUGGUUCCUUCUUCAGUUCCUCCUCAGACAACACCAUUAGAGUCUGGACCAAAGACCCUCUCUACUGCUACAGCCAGGACCCCCUGCGGACCCUCGUCGUGGCCUCGGACUCGGAGACUGGGGCUGAUGGGAAAUCUGGACUGAGGGCUUUGGCCGUGAGUCCAGACGGAGCUCAUCUGGCAACUGGAGAUCGCCAUGGCAACGUCAGUAUCUUCAGUCUAGACUUCCUGGAGGAGGUGCAGAGGAUCGAGGCUCAUAACUCGGAGGUGCUGUGUCUGACCUUCUCUCCACAUGACUCAGGAGUGCGUCUUCUGGCUUCAGCCUCCAGAGACCGACUGAUCCACAUCUUCAACCGAGACCAGGACUAUGACCUCAUCCAGACUCUGUAUGACCAUUCUGGGGCUGUCACUGCAGUGAGGAUCACAGGUUGCAGUCCUGAUCUGCAGAUUGUGAGUUGUGGGACGGACAAGAGCAUAUACGUCCAGACUCAGACGGGGGCGGGGCUUCUGUUUUCACGAUGUCAUCACAUUGUGGAGAAGAGUUCACUGUAUGACAUGGCUCUAGACCAGGCCAGGACAAGGCCAGGACCAGACCAGGACCAGACCAGGACCCAGGCCGCCUUCGCCUGCCAGGACCGGUACAUAAGGGUCUACAGUGUGGACAGCGGGAAGCUGACGAAGACUCUGAAAGGAUCCUGCAGCGACGAAGGAGUUCUGCUCAAAGUGGCCUUUGAUCCCUCGGGGUCGUUUAUUGCCUCCUCAGGCUCAGACAGAAGCAUCUGUAUCCAUGACUACGAGAGCGGAGAGUGUGUUGCAGCUCUGUAUGGGCACUCAGAGAUUGUGACUUCCAUCCAGUUCAGUUCUGACGGACGUCACUUGAUCACAGCCUCUGCAGACAGCUGUAUCUUUGUGUGGCGCCUGGACGCCUCUAUGACAUCACUAAUCAGGAAGAGGCGGGGCUUGGACCGGAAGUGUCAGAUCAGGAGAGAGACCUUCAUCAGUGGACCGGCCAAUCAAAGCAAGGAGGUGGAGGAGUCAGAGGUGCUGACGCCCAGACGCACCGACACACUCAGCGAUAUGCCGUUGCUCCAGACCAAUGGGAAGCUCCCGCUGUGGUUCCGGAAGCUGGGAGAAGGUGGGACUCCUCCUCCUCUCAGCCAAUCGCACGCUGAGCCUCCACAGAUCAGGAAGAGGUGGGCGGAGCAGACGUAUCCAAUCAGGGUUUGCUCUGAGUCCAGUCCAAGUCCAAUCCAAGACAAAGACCAGGACCAGGACCCGGACCUGGACCAGGACCCAGAGGGGGAGUUCUAUCCUCUGAGUCUGGAGAGUCUGCUGCUGGAGGAGGAGGAGGAGGGGUCAGAGUCGGUGGGAGUGGUGAACUUCUGCGCCUCGGACAGGGACUUUGAAGAUCUCAGUCAGGAGGGAAACCAGGACACAGACUGUGAGUCCGUGAGCUCCUGCAGUUCUGCUCCUGUUCUAGAGACAGAUUUCAAUCUGGAGACUGAGUGCUUCCACACUGACCCCGCCCUCCUGCAGCCUCCCGAGCAAAAGCACUUCCUGCAACCGCGUCUCAGUCUUUCCACGCGCUUCCUGUCUCGCUACCAAGACCGAAUAAGGUCUAAGACUCAGAUCUCUGUCACCAAGAUUCUCGAGGAGAGCUCCAUCGACAACUUCAAGGUCCAGUCUCGGUCCAGUUCUGGUUCUGCUCUGAAAGAUGUCGGUUUGCAGAAACGUGAAGGACGUCGCAUUGUGAUUGGCCGCAGACACAGCUCCCAUCAUGCCUCAGGGCGCCGCACACACACGCCCGUCACAGUGCAGUGUCGGCGCCGCACAGACGGCUUCAACAGCCGACUCCCGCCGCAGGAGAUUUUGGGAAAUGCAGUCCAACCAAAGAUUUCAGACUUGGAUUUGGGGCCAAGACCCAGACCAAGACCAGACCUGGGACUGCAGCAGUGUGAGAAGGAGAACCUUGACCCGGAUCAUGGAACAGACCUUAAACUGGUCGCACAGAGUCCGGACCCGGUCGCACAGAGUCCGGACCCGGUCGCACAGAGUCCGGACCCGGUCGCACAGAGUCCGGACCCGGUCGCACAGAGUCCGGACCCGGUCGCACAGAGUCCGGACCCGGUCGCACAGAGUCCGGACCCGGUCGCACAGAGUCCGGACCCGGUCGCACAGAGUCCGGACCCGGUCGCACAGAGUCCGGACCCGGUCGCACAGAGUCCGGACCCGGUCGCACAGAGUCCGGACCCGGUCGCACAGAGUCCUCACCGGGACGUCAGCUGCAAACAUCUGACCACGCCCCUUGAUCCUCUGACCACGCCCCGCGAGUUCUGCAAAAUCUCAGUGACUGAUGAUGUCACCUCCUACUCCACCCCUGACUACCACUGGCCCCACCCCCUUCUGGGUGAACAGGAAGUGAUGCAAGCAGCUGAGACGCUGCGGCGGACGACAGAAGAGACGCUUCAACUCUACAGAGAGGUUCAGUCUGAUACGAUGCUCGCCUCCAUUUUACUCUCCGCUUUUGAAGAUUUGAGCUCAAAGAUCAAAGACAUCUGUGAGAGCUCCCCCAGAGGAGGAGCAGAAGGAGACUGCAGCUCCAGAGGAAGAGACUGCAGCGCCAGAGAAGGAGAAGGAGGAGGAGGAGGAGACUGUAGCUCCAGAGAAGGAGAAGGAGGAGGAGGACACUGUAGUUCCCUCAGAGGAGGAGACUGCAGCUCCCUCAGAGGAGGAGACGGAGGACACUGUAGCUCCAGAGAAGGAGAAGGAGGAGGAAACUGUAGCUCCAGAGAAGGAGAAGGAGGAGGACACUGUAGCUCCAGAGGAGGAGGAGGACACUGUAGCUUCAGAGGAGGAGAUGGAGACUGUACCUCCCCGUGUGGUCAUGUGAUGAACUGCAGUCUGAUGAUGAAGCUGUUGGAGCGAUACUCUGAGCUGCUGCUGCAGGCGACAAGAGACAAACUGCAGGAGUAA
Knipowitschia caucasica is the source of this 7686-nucleotide messenger RNA. Lineage: Eukaryota; Metazoa; Chordata; Actinopteri; Gobiiformes; Gobiidae. The record is from the annotation of a GenBank genome assembly.